Molecule: messenger RNA, 885 nt
Organism: Lindgomyces ingoldianus
Lineage: Eukaryota; Fungi; Ascomycota; Dothideomycetes; Pleosporales; Lindgomycetaceae
Exons: 5
Coding region: 1-885 (294 amino acids)
Source: RefSeq, a predicted model, not a curated record
AUGCUCUUGAUGACGGUUGAUGCUGCUGUGAAGCCUUACAUCACCACCUCGGCGGAUUACUCCACGGAAUGCAAAGCAUGCCCGCACUCGCUUUGUACGAAUAAGCUUGCAUAUGGAGGAGGGGAUGCUUUCAAUACCACCUGUUGGACAAGAGGGACCAAGAUCAUGGGUGAUAACCUCUGGUUGAGGAGUGAAGCCGGAUGCUAUGUGACGCAAUGGGAUGUUCAGGAAUAUGAGGGAGAUUACACCAAGGACUUGAAAUAUUGUGGUGCGCACUCAGAGGUAGAACAUAUAACAACGGAAGACGCAACACUCCAGUACAAGACCGAAUGCCGAAUAUGUCCGGAAAUCGAUUGCGAUGUUGCCGCAUACUUGCCGGAAGAAACGGACGUUACCUUGACAUGCUGGACGAAGGAAGGCCAGAUGGUGAUUGACGACCCAUACUGGAUGAAGACGACAAACAAUUGCUAUGUUGCGGAGAUUGGUCUUUACUCCAAGCCGGAUAUUACUUAUCUUGACAACUGCGGCCCGAUUCCUUUCCUCGAGAUCGAGAGACACUUUAACGAGAAUGGAACGUCACAAAUAGAUAAACGACAUCCGUUGCCCGCACCAAUAGGCCAGAGCGCGAAUUAUCUCAUCAACGUUACUGUCGGCGAGGAUAAUGCGAAGUGUCGAAGCUGCCCGAAGGAGUCCUGCAAAGUUGAGAAACGGUAUCCCUUCAAUAAAGAGAUCUGGUUGCAAUGCUUGGUUGAGAACAACGGUACCUGGUGGAGUGAGACGACUGAUUUCUGUUACAUAAAGAACUCGGAUAUUUGGCAGAGUCCAGAAGGUGACUAUUACCGAAACCCGCUUUGCGCGUAUUUCGAUGAUCCAGGGUCAAAGUAA